Clonostachys solani is the source of this 4671-nucleotide messenger RNA. The record is from the annotation of a GenBank genome assembly. NCBI's taxonomy places the organism in Eukaryota, Fungi, Ascomycota, Sordariomycetes, Hypocreales, Bionectriaceae.
AUGUGGGGAAACACAAUCGACGGUGAGGCUAUUCGCCGAACCCAGUCGGCGACAGUGAGGGAUUCUGCACCGCCGGUGCACCCUCAUCACCGAGAAUUGACCCAAUCCCAGCAGCUGGACGAUGAGGAAAGCCGCAUUGGCGGCACUGGAAGCGAAGACGGCGCCGGUGAAGGAACCUGGGGAGAGCAAGACGUGAACAAACUCAACGAACACGAUGCCAUCGAGGCAUACGAGGCUCUCGGGCGUGACCUUGCAGACUUGCAUCACACUCGGACUGUCGACUCGCAGGCCAGCAAAGGCCGCGGGAUUUUAGGGCGUAUCGGCUCUGGGGUUGCUGCAGUACGGACGAAAUCACAAGCGCCGGAGCACGAAAAGGAUGACGGCAGUGAAUCGACCGAAAGAGACGACGAGUUCGACCUGGAGGGCUUCAUGCGCGAAGGGCAUUUCGAGAAACGCACGGAAGCAGCAGGCUCCCUCAAAAAGGUUGGAGUGGUGUACGAAAACCUCACUGUUAAGGGGGUGGGCAGUACCUCAACCUUUGUCAGAACCGUUCCAGACGCCGUCAUCGGGACAUUUGGUCCAGAUUUGUACAACAUCUUGUCCCGAUUUUUGCCAUUCCUCCGCUUCAACAAGCCCCCGACGCGAGACCUAAUCCGAGACUUUACGGGCGCUGUCAGAAAUGGCGAGAUGAUGCUCGUUCUUGGCAGGCCAGGAUCAGGCUGCAGCACGUUCCUGAAAGCCAUCAGCAACAAAAGGGAUUCAUUCGCCGGCGUCCAGGGAGAUGUUUCUUAUGGUGGUAUUUCAGCCGAGAAACAAAAGAAGCAGUAUAGGGGCGAGGUCGCCUACAACGAUGAGGAUGAUAUCCAUUUUGCCACUCUCAGCGUGUGGAGGACCCUUACAUUUGCUCUGAUGAACAAGAGCAAGAAAGCCGUCCGAAAAGAUAUUCCCACCAUUGCUAAUGCCUUGAUGAAGAUGUUUGGCAUCAGCCACACCAAGCACACCCAAGUUGGUGAUGACUUCGUUCGUGGUGUGUCCGGUGGCGAGAGGAAACGAGUCUCCAUCGCAGAGACACUUGCCUCGAAGGCAACUGUAAUUGCGUGGGACAACUCAACUCGAGGGCUCGACGCAUCUACAGCGUUGGAUUAUGCCAAAUCUCUUCGCAUCAUGACUGAUGUCAGCAACCGGACUACUUUGGUGACCCUUUACCAGGCUGGUGAGGGUAUUUAUGAGCUCAUGGACAAGGUCCUGGUCAUCGAUCAGGGCCGGCAAAUCUACUCUGGUCCUGCCAACAAGGCCAAGCAGUAUUUCAUUGAUCUCGGGUUCGAGUGUCCGGAGCGCCAAACAACCGCCGACUUUUUGACCGCUGUGACGGAUGCCAACGAGCGCCGCUUCCGACCAGGCUUCGAACACCGGGCUCCCAAGACUGCUGAGGAACUGGAGUCGGCCUUCCGCAACUCUGCGAAUUACAAGGACCUGCUUGCUGAGGUGUCUUCAUACAAGGACGAACUGCAUAAAUCUGAUUAUGCCGAUGCUAAAGAGUUUGAAGGAGCUGUUCAGGAAUUCAAGUCAAAGCAUGUUUCGGAUAAAUCACCGUACACAAUCCCAUUCUACAGGCAAGUACUGGCUUGCACCCAAAGGGAGGCCUGGUUGCUUCUUGGGGACACGACUGCGCUUUGGACAAAACUGUUCAUCAUCGUCGCCAAUGGUCUGAUUGUAGGCUCACUGUUCUACGGACAACCUACAAAUACCGAGGGUGCAUUCUCUCGUGGAGGCUCCGUCUUCUUCUCGAUCGUCUUCCUCGGUUGGCUCCAGCUAUCUGAGCUCAUCAAGGCUGUGUCCGGCCGUGCUGUCGUCAGCCGCCACAACGAAUAUGCCUUCUAUCGGCCGUCCGCAGUAUCUCUGGCAAGAGUUCUUCUCGACCUCCCGGUGAUUUUAGUCCAAGUCAGCAUCUUUAACAUCAUCAUGUACUUUAUGAUGCAGCUGGACGUCAGUGCCAGCAAGUUUUGGAUCCACUUCCUGUUCGUCUACACCACGACAGUCAUGAUCACAGCCAUGUAUCGCAUGUUUGCCAGUCUGUCACCAGAGAUUGACACUGCUGUUCGAUUCUCAGGUCUGGCGCUGAACCUGCUUCUCAUUUUCACCGGCUAUGUCAUUCCGAAGACACAGCUGCUGAAAGACUACAUCUGGUUCGGAUGGCUAUACUGGGUCAACCCAAUCAGCUACGCUUUUGAGGGCGUUCUCACGAAUGAGUUGUCAAAUCGUCUGAUGGAUUGUGCCCCAAGUCAACUAGUACCGCAGGGGCCCGGAGUCUUGCCUGAGUACCAGGGAUGCGCCAUUACAGGAGCAACGAUAGGCUCGCACCAGGUCUUGGGCAGUGACUACUUGCAGUCCAUGUACGACUACAGCCGUUCCAACCUCUGGAGAAACUGGGGCGUUAUCGUCGCGUUUGGUGUCCUCUAUGUCCUCGUGACAAUCUUCGCAACCGAAACAAUCAACUUUGCAUCUGGCGUCGGCGGCGGGGCUCUCAUCUUCAAGAAGAGCUGGAAAGCCACAAAGAAGGUCCAGAAGGCCAAUGUGCCCGCUGACGAGGAGAAUGCCGCCGUGGAGUCUUCCUCGGCCACCCUGAAUGAAACGACCAGGUCCAAUUCUCGCGAUCUAGAUGACGAACCACUUGACCAGCUCACAGAAAGCAAGUCUAUCUUCACAUGGCAAAAUCUCGAGUACACUGUCCCAUACCAGGGCAGCGAGAGGAAACUUCUCAACAAGGUCAGCGGGUAUGCCAAGCCUGGUGUGAUGGUCGCGCUGAUGGGUGCAUCUGGUGCUGGCAAGACCACUCUGCUCAACACUCUAUCACAGCGACAGAGUGUCGGCGUCGUCAGCGGUGACAUGCUUGUUGAUGGCCAAGCUCUUGGUCCUGACUUCCAACGAAACACGGGUUUCUGUCUGCAAGGUGACUUGCACGACACCACCCAAACUGUACGCGAGGCCAUCGAAUUCUCAGCUCUUUUACGACAAGAAGCUUCCAUUCCCCGAGAGGAGAAGCUGGCUUAUGUCGAUAAGAUUAUUAAUCUGCUAGAGCUGGAGGAACUGGAGGAUGCCAUCAUCAUCUCACUUGGUGUGGAACAACGCAAGCGGCUGACGAUCGGCGUCGAGCUUGCUGCGAAGCCAUCCUUGCUGCUUUUCCUUGACGAGCCUACAUCUGGGCUGGAUUCCCAAUCCGCCUACUCUAUUGUCCGGUUUCUCAAGAAACUUAGCAGAGCAGGCCAGGCCAUUAUUUGCACAAUCCACCAACCCUCUUCUGUCCUCAUCGAGCAAUUCGACAUGGUUCUGGCUCUCAACCCCGGUGGCAACACGUUCUAUUUCGGCCCCGUGGGCGAAAACGGAAAAGAUGUCAUCGACUACUUCUCUCGUCGUGGAGCAGUCUGCCCCCCUGGGAAGAAUGUGGCCGAGUUCAUUCUGGAGACGGCUGCCAGACCGCAUAAGAGGGCUGACGGCAGCAAAGUAAACUGGAACGACGAGUGGGUUAAGAGCGAAGAAGCCCAGCAGGUCCUCGCAGAUAUCGAGCACUUCAAAAGUUCUCGUUCACAGGAAGUGGCUGCAGGAGGCGCUUCCGCUGACGCUCACAAGACCUUUGCCGCAUCUACCUGGCUGCAGUCUGUUGAAUUGACCAAGCGGAUGUUCAAGCAGUAUUGGCGCGACCCCUCCUACAUCUACGGAAAACUAUUCGUCGCCGUGCUGAUGGGUAUUUUCAACGGUUUCACUUUCUAUCAGCUCGGAAACAGUAUCUUGGACAUGCAAAACCGUGUCUUCACAUGCUUCCUGAUCGCCACAGUUCCACCAACUAUUGUCAACGGCGUCCUACCAAAGUUUUACACCAAUCUUGCACUAUGGCAGGCACGUGAGUAUCCUUCUCGAAUUUACGGUUGGGUCGCCUUCUGUACCGCGAACAUCCUCGUCGAGAUUCCGGCAGCCAUCGUGUCCGCCUUCCUCUACUGGGUCCUCUGGUAUUGGCCCACCGGCAUGCCGCAGGAGAGUUCUGUUUCUGGGUACACAUUCCUGAUGACGGUGCUCAUCUUUCUCUUCAUGAACAGCUGGGGUCAAUGGAUCUGCGCCUUUGCCCCCAGCUUCACAGUCAUCUCCAACAUUCUCCCAUUCUUCUUCGUCAUGUUUGGUCUGUUCAACGGCGUGGUCCGGACAUAUGCCACUCUGCCCGUCUUCUGGAGAUACUGGAUGUAUUAUGUCAACCCCUGUACAUACUGGAUCGGCGGAAUUCUUGCUGCCACCCUCGACAAGCAACCAGUGCAGUGCGACCCGUCGGAGACAGCCAUGUUCAACCCGCCUCCAAACCAGACAUGUCUGGAUUACGCUGGAAGUUUUGCCGAUAUCUCAGGCGGCGCUCUUUUGAAUCCGGAAGCCACGUCUAACUGCAUGUACUGUCCAUUCACCAGCGGCAAUCAAUAUCUCGCCACACUCAACAUCCACGCGGACCAGAAAUGGAGAAAUUUCGGCAUCUUCCUUGCCUUUUGUAUCUCCAACUGGGCGCUGGUGUACUUUUUCAUCUACACUGUCCGUAUCAGGGGCUGGAGUUUUGGAUUUGGAAAGGUGUUUGGGGUGCUGGGCAACCUUGUGGAACAAGUGAAGAGGCCAUUCAAGAAGGCUUCCAAGAAUUAA